GUUUGAGAACACACACACACACACCAGUCCACGCUCCACAGUGUCUUCUAUCACUGUUCCAACACUGACGUUUUGCUGUUGGUUGGAGUCUGUGGAUCUGCAUUGGCCUCAGGACGGUGCAUGUUGCAAGACCCCGGGUGGACGAAUGCACUGAAUGAUGGCAGUACUAGACAAAGGAAGGCUGGAAUACAGACUCACUCUGCUCACACUGAGCCUCACUCUGCUCGGGUGGGGAGUCCAAGGACAGGGGAAUGGACGUGGUGUGAAGGAAGUAGCAGGCAGUACCACCGUCUACCUCGGCCAGUACAGUGACAUCUGGAGGCCGCUCAUCCGUGCAACAGUCAACCUCAGUGACGUCAGUAGCAUCAAGUCAUCCUUUCAGAUACGGACGUUUGACCCCGAGGGUGUAAUUUUCUAUGGAGACACCAAAGGUGGAGAAGACUGGUUUGUUUUGUCCCUGAAGAAUGGCAUUCCCCUGAUGCAGCUUAGUCAGGAUCACAUGGACGUCAGUGUGGCAGGAGGCCCCAAAAUCAAUGACGGCAAAUGGCACACACUGGAGGUGAGCAACAAAGAGAUGUUUGUUAUUCUGGAGGUGGACGGCUCCAGUGAGGUGGUGGUGGGAAUGCACAGCAACAGGACACAGCAGGCCAUGUCAGGUGAACUACGUCUGGCUGUGGGUGGGAUCUUGAUCGAUAAGGACAGGCUGAUGAUUCAGUUUAAGCCGCACAUGGACGGAUGCCUGCGUGAGGGCAAGUGGCUGAAUCUCAGUGUCCCCUGGGAGACAGCAGGGGAUUUGUGGCCAUGCUAUGAAAACAUUCAGACUGGCAGUUACUUCCCUGGCAGUGGAUAUGCCAUUUUUAACACCUCCGUUUUACCUCAGGAAUCAAACGAAAGAAUAAAGAUUGAAGUGGAGGGAGAUUUCAGCCAAAUGGAUGGAACAAUUUUCAGCAUCAAAGGUCCAUGGAAGGUUGUGUCAACUUUAGUGGCCAACAAUGACACGAAGACGGUCACAUUCACAUUUGGUGAAAAAAAGAUAAACAUGAAAAACACUUUGAAGAGAGUGGUGAUAACAUUUCAUGGGUUCCUGGAGGUUUUUCAAGAACACCCCAAGCUAACUGAUUUAGGAAUAACUUCAAUGACCAACCCUGAGAUUUUUAGCAUUUGGAAACAUGGCCAUCUCGCUAUUGGAAGUCUGCUAGGUGAAGGUGAGGGCAACAUUGGUUCUCAGUUCUUGACAGGCUGUCUGAAGAAAAUACAGAUCCAGGGGCAAGAUUUGGACUUUGAUUUGGCAAUCAAACAAAAAUCGGUCACCACUCACAGUUGCCCUGCAUAGAAGAUAAAUAAUAUGUGGACUACAUGUACAAGUGACUUGUUGUUGGUGCUAAAAUUGUAAAUGGAAUGUAUUCUGCAUCCAAAAUCUAUCUUUGUUUGAGCCUUUCGUGACAACCUUUAACCAGUUAACUGUCAAAUUGUUCUGUUUUGUUUUUGUUUUUUUCAAUUAAAUUGUGCUAAUUGUCUUUUAGAAUUAUUAUUAUUAGAGUAUUUACUAUUGGACAUUAUUGUGUUGUUCAAAUAGACAUCUUCCACUGCCUGGCUACGCCAACAGACUUUGGUAUGAUAAUUGUGUUUCUGAAAAAUAUGUUCUAUUAUAAUAUAUUAUAAUUAUUUUUAAACCCAUAACUAAUAAUAGCAUUGUUGUGUUUCGGAUAAAUUCAUAAUGAUGAGUUGACUAGAGAAGAUUAACGUAAAGGUUUGGGCUCCCUCUAGUGGUAAUUCUUAGACAGUGUUAAAUGAAACAUACACAGCUUUUAAAAAAGUUACAUAACCACUACUUAUCGUUUAGAAACAAUGACAGUACACAUAUUGAAGAACAAUAAAAGCAUUUUAGAAGCUU
This is a messenger RNA of Cynoglossus semilaevis (tongue sole), 1894 nucleotides long. It is a transcript of the gene shbg, whose product is annotated as sex hormone-binding globulin. Lineage: Eukaryota; Metazoa; Chordata; Actinopteri; Pleuronectiformes; Cynoglossidae. The record is from RefSeq and is a predicted model, not a curated record. The transcript is spliced from 8 exons. Gene Ontology annotation, molecular function: steroid binding. Bases 155 to 1333 code for a protein of 392 amino acids.